UAUCGUGACGUAUUUGCGCUUAAAAACUGUGCACAUUCGUCAACUCGUCAGUCGUGCAUGCGCAGAUUAUACAACUCAACAAGAGAUUCGUGGGUUAAGCGCUUCAGACUUUCGCCUUCGCGUCAAUCCAUAGUUUGUGGUCCAGUAGUGUUAACGUGUGUAGGUAGUUUCUGAUUUCACCGAUAUUCCCGUUUUGAUCUAUCAUCUCGUAUUCUGUGCAGUCAAAUAGCACCUAAAUUGUGCAAUCGCGCUUCAAUUGAAAGCUCGACGAUAACCUAUUCUUCGUUUUAAAAUAAACGCAAACUUCGAUAAACAAUGUUAAUCCAAUGUUCGCUCAUCAUCCAAAAUCUGGUCCCACGACCAGCAAAAGCCAAUUCACAGUCACUCAGGUCAUAUUUGUUGACCAAAAAAGUAAACGGCAAAUACUAUGUGUUUGUGUUGAACUCAAUGUACCCAAACGGAAUCCACUACGACAUUGCCAUGUUGGAAAACAUAUACUACAAGUUCAUUAAAGAAAAGAAAAUGGGAUUGGAGUUCAGAGAGCCCAGACAAAUGUUAUUGAUAGUAGCCGACGACAAGGAAAUGCUUCAUUCGUUCUACCAUCAACUUAUUGACAUUAUUAACGGGAAAAAUGUAGUCAUCGGUAAACGCCACUUGCUGAAUACGGCGAGUAGUAAUAACUAUAAUAUGGUUUGUAGUACAAAACCUCUUGAGUUUGUAGCUAUUAAUCGCUUUGACAACAGUCUAUUAAACAUGAAACAUUUGGGCAAACUUGUUUUGGAAAACUGUGAUUUACCAACAAUUCCUGUAGAAAUUGGCAGUUUACCCAUUAGAUAUCUUAGCAUAUCGGGUAGUAAACUACCUGCUUCACAAUUUAGUCAAGAUACCUUCUGGAAUUGGUUGUCUAUGGAUACAGUUUGUGGUACAUUAUUAACCUUAAAAAUGGAUUCAGUUGGUUUGAAAUCUUUACCAUUUGAAAUAUUGUUUCUGAAAAAUCUACAGACAUUAUCUGCAGCCAAAAAUAUGCUGACAUAUUUACCUCACUUCAUCGCUGAAAUGAAGAAACUUGAUUGCUUAUUUGUUGGUGACAAUAUGUUAUCAUACUAUCCUGAUAGUAUAUGUUGUAGAAUCUUUCAAAAAGUUGAUAUAUCAAAUAACCCAUUUCAAUUACCUGAAUCUCUAGUUUUUGAGCAUUUAGUUAAAUAUAAUGAUGUAUUUACAAGUCUAAAGAGACCUGAUGAUGAUGUAAUUGUAAAACCAUUAAGUCAUUUGUCAUUUUACUCUUUGAUUAAUAAUUGUGUACCAUUUAAAAGACAAGAUAUACCUCGUUCAUUAUGGCUAUAUUUUGAUGUAGUUGGUCGUUGUAUGUUGUGUAAAAGAUUAUUACUACCAGAUUACUGUGAGAUAAAUCAUAGGUUUGGCUUGCCUACAGCAAUAAAUUUAACUAAAGAUCAAAGAACUACCAGAUUAUCACGACAAUAUUUAUUAUGUCAUAUUUCGCAUAAGUUUUGUGUGAGACGUUAAUAUUUAAAUGUACUAGUCUAUUUAUGUAGAUGUAAAGACUAUAGGUCUUUAUAAAAUAUUUAUGAUUUAAAAUUUAAAAUUAUAACUAGAGACUGGAAUUAUAUGCAUUAAAAAGGUGGUAAAUAUGAUGCAAAUAUGCAAAGAAAGUGGGUCAAUAUAUAUGCAUCAAUAUACAAAAGUAAUUGUUAAAAAUGUUUCAAUAUGUAUUAUCAAUUUACAAAAUUAAAAAAAAAAAAAAAAUUGUCUUAAUCAUGUUUUUAUUAAAAUUAAAUAUUGUAUCUUUCAACAUCAAAAAAUGUUAGUCAACAAACUACUUCAAUAUCAAAAAAAAUCAUUAUUUUGUUUUUUUGGAAAUAUUGAAAUAUGUUAAAUAAUACAAAUUUUAAAUAAAAACAACAGAAUAACUAAAUCAAUCACAACAAAAUAAUGAGAUAAUGGCUCAAAUUUGCAAUAAGACAACAAACAAAUA
Rhopalosiphum padi (bird cherry-oat aphid) is the source of this 1993-nucleotide messenger RNA. RefSeq lists its product as uncharacterized. NCBI's taxonomy places the organism in Eukaryota, Metazoa, Arthropoda, Insecta, Hemiptera, Aphididae. The record is from RefSeq and is a predicted model, not a curated record. The coding region runs from base 316 to 1524 and encodes 402 amino acids. The transcript has 2 exons.